AUGGACUCGGGACCGCGACGCAGAUGGGUCGACAAGCUCGCCGUCGAGGCGGAGCCUGGCCUGACUCCCGCCCAGCUUAUGCUUACCAACCAUGACUUGAAACCCGUCGAGAAGGAGCGUCGUCAAUGGAGCGCCUGGAACUUUGUCGGCUUUUGGAUUGCUGACUCUUUCAACAUCAACACAUGGAUGAUUUCUUCCUCAAUGAUUGUGGGUGGCUUGUCGUGGUGGCAAGCGUGGAUCUGUGUCUGGAUCGGCUACACUAUCACCGGUAUUUUUGUGGCCAUGAACGCUCGUUUCGGUGCCAUGUAUCACAUUGGUUUCCCCGUUGCCAACAGAUCAUCCUUUGGUAUCUGGGGCAGUUUGUGGCCCGUCUUCAACCGUGCUGCCAUGGCCUGUGUCUGGUACGGAGUACAGAGUUAUAUCGGUGGGCAUUGUGUCUACCUCAUGAUCCGCUCCAUUUGGAAAUCUUGGGACCGUGACACGAUCCCCAACAGCUUCUCUGAGAGUUCCGGCACUACGACUGCCGACUUUGUCUCAUUCUUCCUUUUCUGGUUCUUGUCUCUCCCGGCCAUCUGGUUCCCUGUCCACAAGAUCCGCCACCUUUUCACUGUCAAGGCCUACAUUGUCCCUUGCGCCGGAAUCGCUUUCCUUGCCUGGACUGUUUCUCGCGCUGGUGGCAUUGGACCCAUUAUCAAGCAGAAGAACACGAUCCACGGCAGCGACCUUGGGUGGGAGAUUGUCAAGGGCAUCAUGUCCUCGAUCGCCAACUUUGCCACUCUAAUUGUUAACGGCAGCGAUUUUUCCCGUUUUGCUCGCAAGCCCUCGGAUGCACUCUGGUCGCAGAUGAUUACCAUCCCGUUCGGCUUCGCCCUCACGUCCUUCAUCGGCAUCAUCGUCUCCUCCUCGUCCACGGUCAUCUACAACGAAGCCAUCUGGGACCCUCUUGAUCUCCUCGAGAACUUUAUCAAUGACGGAGGCUCCGCUCAACGCUUCGGUGUUUUCGUCAUUGCCAUGGCAUUUGCUCUUGCUCAGCUGGGCACGAACAUCGCUGCCAACUCCGUCUCGGCCGGAACCGACAUGACUGCCCUGUUCCCUCGAUACAUCAACAUCCGUCGUGGUGGAUACAUCUGCGCUGCCAUCGGUCUUGCCAUGUGCCCCUACAAUCUUCUCACCGACGCCAACCAGUUUACCACCUACCUAUCCGCCUAUAGUGUGUUCCUGAGCUCCAUCGCUGGUGUCAUGGUCGCAGACUACUAUCUGGUUCGAAAGGGUUACUUGGAGAUCAAGGAGCUGUACGACGGCCGCAAGUCUGGUCCUUACUUCUACACCUGGGGUAUCAACUGGCGAGCUUAUGCUGCUUACAUUUCGGGUAUUUUGAUCAAUGUCGUUGGCUUUGCAGGAGCUAUCGGCCGUGACGUGCCCAUCGGAGCCCAGUACAUCUACAACCUCAACUACUUUUUCGGAUUCGGCAUCGUUUGCGGCAUGUACUGGACUCUUUGCAGGUUCUUCCCCGUCCCGGCGACCAGCGAUCGAUGGAUGGAGGUGGGCGAUGAGAUUGAUGAUGUGCGGGUGGCCUACAAUGCUGACAGCCCGAGUUAUGAUGAGGAGCAUGUGACCGGAAAUUCCAAGGGAGUUGAUGGGAUGCCAAAGCAGUUUUGA
Ilyonectria robusta is the source of this 1659-nucleotide messenger RNA. RefSeq names its product permease for cytosine/purines, uracil, thiamine, allantoin-domain-containing protein. The transcript is spliced from 3 exons. Gene Ontology annotation, biological process: transmembrane transport; nucleobase transport. The coding region runs from base 1 to 1659 and encodes 552 amino acids. Gene Ontology annotation, molecular function: nucleobase transmembrane transporter activity. The record is from RefSeq and is a predicted model, not a curated record. Gene Ontology annotation, cellular component: plasma membrane. NCBI's taxonomy places the organism in Eukaryota, Fungi, Ascomycota, Sordariomycetes, Hypocreales, Nectriaceae.